Molecule: messenger RNA, 2905 nt
Organism: Anolis sagrei ordinatus
Lineage: Eukaryota; Metazoa; Chordata; Lepidosauria; Squamata; Anolidae
Source: RefSeq, a predicted model, not a curated record
GCCCCCUAGGGCGAAGUCUCGCGAGAGAAUGAGCCCGGCCGUCUCUCAGCUGCGGAGGCGUCGCGGCCUACUGCUUCCCUGAGGCGGCCCUCGAGUAGAGAGCCAGGCUGAAAUCUCAGCCAUGGCGGCGGCGGUGGCCACGGGCUCGGGGGCUUCUUUGGUGCCGGGCUUCCUGGCCAAGCUGUGGGCCCUCGUCGAGGAUCGCGGGAGCGACGACGUGAUUUCGUGGAGCAAGAACGGGCAGAACUUUUGCAUCCUGGACGAGCAGCGGUUUGCCAAAGAGCUGCUGCCCAAGUACUUCAAGCACAGCAACCUGUCCAGCUUCAUCCGGCAGCUCAACAUCUACGGCUUCCGGAAGGUGAUUGCGCUGGAGAACGGCAUGAUGGCCUCCGACAAGAGCUGCGCCAUCGAGUUCCAGCACCCGCAUUUCAAGCGAGGCAAAGCCAACCUGUUGGCAAACAUUAAGCGGAAGGUGUCGGCGGUGAGGGCCGAAGAGCUGAAGGUCCCUCAGGAUGAAUUGCAGAAGGCGCUCUCCGAAGUCCAGGGGAUGCGGGAGCAGCAGAACCACAUGGACCUUAAGCUGGCGAGUAUGAAAAGGGAAAACAAGGCCCUUUGGAAAGAAGUGGUGUCCCUGCGCCAGAAGCACAGCCAGCAGCAGCAGCUCUUGUCCAAGAUCCUUGAAUUCAUCUUGGGGUUGAUGAGAGGAAACUGCAUUCUGGGGCUGAAAAGGAAACGGCCUUUGACCGACGCUUCAGGUGGCUCUCCUUCGAAGUUCAGCCGCUCCUACGUACGCAUUCCAGUAGAGAAUCGUGAAACUGCCGUCAUUUCAGACCACGAUCCAGAGUGCGAGGACUCCAUCGUGAUCCGCGACAUCACCGAUGUUCAAGAUGAGGAAGAAGAAGAGGAGGAGGAGGAUGGAGGGGGCGGCAGCGGCGGCGGUGGCACAGAGAACCUGCUGGCCUUGGAGCACAUGGCGAGUGGGAAUGGAGAUACAGCCCAGGCGUCUCCGAGAGAAAGCAUUCCUGCCCAGGGAGCACUGCCGCCCUCAGAGGCCUCGCCCAGCUCUGGACCGGUGCAACUCCUGGACACCCCAUUCAAGGCCAGUGCGGUGGAGCUGCACCCAGCCCCAGUCGUGUCCGGCGGGGAAGAUCCUGCGUCCAUGAUCGACUCCAUCUUGAAUGAGAACCAAGCCGCGGCCCAGAAUGACACUUUGCUUGACAGGGAGGAGAUCCAAGACUUCCUGAACUGCAUUGACGCCAGCCUCGAGGAACUGCAGGCCAUGUUCUCGGGAAAGAAGCUCGGCUAUGCCUCCGAUGCCGUUACCGAGACCUUCAAUCCAGAGCUUCCUGUGUGGGACAUGAACCUGACCGAAGUUCCAGCUGAUUUGAAAGAUACGGAGGACUUGCCCGGGAGCCUCGGCAUGGCAGGAAUGGGUGAGCCGGAGCCGCCGGGGAAGAAUGACAUGCAGCUGAUACAGUACAUUGGGAACCCCUUGCUUUCGCUGUUGGAAGACCUUCCUCCGAGCGAGACCCCGGAGGGCUCCAAGGACGUCCUCCUGGCCCCGAUUGGGGAGCGCUCCCCCUUGGCCCUCCCUCUGGCCGGUGAGGCUGAGGCCGAGACCCACACCAACGGGGCCAACCCUUCGGCCAAGCCUUCCCUGAUCCCCGAGGACAGCGGCGGGGAGUACCAGCUCUUCCCUCUCCUUUCGCUCAGCCCCGCGGCACCAGGCUUCGUCGAGGAGGCCCCCGAACCCGAUGCAACAUGACGCCAAGGGGGAGACAUUUGGGACAUCAAUCCACUCAAACUGCAAAAGUUUUAUGCAAGCGAAGGCCAAUAUCAUUGGAGUUUAUGUCUCUCCUGCUUCACCAAAACAGCGCAGUUCGAGAUAGACACAUUUGGGACAUCAAUGCAUUUGGAAACACUCAAAUUGCAAGAGUUUUAUGCAAGCGAAGGCCAAUAUCAUUGGAGUUUGUGUCUCUCCUGCUUCACCAAAACAGUGCAGUUCGAGAUAGACACAUUUGGGACAUCAAUGCAUUUAGAAACACUCAAAUUGCAAGAGUUUUAUGCAAGCGAAGGCCAAUAUCGUCGGAGUUUGUGUCUCUCCUGCUUCACCAAAACAGGGCAGUUCGAGAUAGACACAUUUGGGACAUCAAUGCAUUUGGAAACACUCAAAUUGCACGAGUUUUAUGCAAGCGAAGGCCAAUAUCGUUGGAGUUUAUGUCUCUCCUGCUUCACCAAAACAGCGCAGUUCGAGAUAGACACAUUUGGGACAUCAAUGCAUUUGGAAACACUCAAAUUGCAAGAGUUUUAUGCAAGCGAAGGCCAAUAUCAUUGGAGUUUGUGUCUCUCCUGCUUCACCAAAACAGUGCAGUUCGAGAUAGACACAUUUGGGACAUCAAUGCAUUUAGAAACACUCAAAUUGCAAGAGUUUUAUGCAAGCGAAGGCCAAUAUCGUCGGAGUUUGUGUCUCUCCUGCUUCACCAAAACAUCGCAGUUCGAGAAAGACCCUCGCAAGUAUCUGCCUGCGCCUGCACUGACUUUCAUUUUUAAAUAACGGGCAAAAGAACAAACUUUCCAUUUACUCUGCACAAAUAUUCUAUCAAGAGAGAAGCUAUUUGUAUAUAUACGCGUUGAGUUUGUAAAUCCACGUUUUUGCAGCUAUCUAUUCUCAAGGAACCCUGUGCUCCGAAUAACUUGUGUUUAUUUUUCCUGCUGAGAUUAUUCCUCCUCUGGAUUGUAUGUUUUCCACCCGUUUUGCUCACACUUUCCCCAUUUUUGUCUUCCGACCAUAUUGCAUUUUGGUGCAUCUUCUUAGAUCAUGAGCUCCCGGUGUCAGCAACUUCUGUUUCCUAUGGAAAACAAAAUACAUAUAUGUCUGUAUAUAUUUUAAACUCAUCCUUUGGGG